AUGCGAACUGACUUCUCUCUUGAAGCUUUAAAUGAGGCAAAUAUUUACCGUUAUUACCCUAGAAAUCGCCUUCCUUACCAUCGCCGUAUUCGUCAUGAUCAUCAAGGGGAAAUGGAUUCGCAGCCGCAACCCAUCAGUGUCAGGCGACAUGGGUCGAUUUCUCCAGGGAAUAGCCGCGCCAUGAAGAGCAAAGAACGUGAUACAGAGUACAAUUGCAGCCAAGAUAGGAGGCAGCUUAGCGUGUUUGAUUCUCUCACGACGCAGACAGGCGGGGCUGCAAGGGAUAGCUUUGGUUGCGCUCCAUACAAGGCCAUUUACAAUUUUACCACUCCACCAGAAGCAUUUGACGGUGGGAACAACAGUGAUGAUGACAACAGUAACAGGAACAAAAAAAAACGCGGCAGUAGUGUUUUUAGUGGUGGCCGAAGGAAGAUAAAUUGCGGGGAAUGCGACAAGAAAAUGGGUGUGCGACAGCCGGACCUGGACGUUCCAUGGGAACUUCGUGAGGCUUUUAGUGACCCGAUUUGCAGCUACUUUGACUUUCUUGGUACCAAACAUUUUUGGUUUCUAGUUCAAUUCUCAGCCCGCGUAACGCUUAUAGGCAUGCUUAUUCCUGCUGUGAUUAUUGCCUUGGAGAGCCAUCAGAAGGAGUAUAUGUCUUUUACGUAUACACUCCCGGCUGUUAUUCUUGGUGCCGAUAUUUACGUAGGGGGUUCUGCUGUGUUUCUGGUACAGUUCCUGAAGGCAGGAUGCAUUUGGCUUCCACUCGCCACAGCGUCUGCUGCGCUGGAAUUGCAUCGUAAAUUUGUGGUUUGGCUGGUGGUUUACUUCCUUUUGCUUUUCUUUAUUGCAUGUCUCACAAGAAAUGUGACGCAGCGUAUUUGUCUUCUGCUUAUUAACAUUUCUCUGGUGGGUCAAUUGAACGGUCACACCACAUUAAUGUUUCCCUUGUAUUUAUUAUUGAGUUGGCUUAUUGGUCUUUUGUUUGGGUUUGCCGCCAUCCUUUUGCCGUACCCAGUUUUGGCAACACGGUCUGCUCACUCCAUCAUACGCCGGCUUUUUACGAAUGCCGGUACGGCGUUUAGAGGCCUGUCGACAUGCUUCUGGGCUGUUUCCAACACGGAGCGUAGCAUGGGGAUGGUGCGUAUCCGGCACGUCACGCGUUCACUGGACAUUCUUCUUGACAAAGCGGAGAAUGUGGAGAAAUUGGCCUUGUAUGAGUUUCUUUUCUUUGAAAACUACGAACGUCGCAAGGUGCGACUGGAGAAAGCAGAUCUACUUGAUAAUUUACGCCUCAAUUUGCGUUCCAUGACACGAGUCAUUGACAUUGUGCAGGAUAAUGCGAAUAUCAUUGACAAUUCCAGUCUCUGUAUUCAAUUCGGUGAAAUUCUUUCUCAAUCAAUGGAGGGCAUCUCACGUUAUGUGGAAGAAUUACUGGAUGGGAUUUCAGAGGCGCAGACACGUCAUGAUCUUCUGAAUCUUGGCCCUCGCUUUGAGGCGUGUGGGCGCAGCAUUAAAAAACUUCAAGAGGAGUUUAGUGCGGGAAGUCGUAGGCUCUUUUACGAGAGGGGGCAUACGGAGAUGGAGGAGUUUGUUCCGCUCAUGACGUUUUUUGUCUUUUCGGUGGUAAAUUUCUGGUCGGCGCUGGACGAAUUCCACCAACAAGUGCGGAUUGGAAGUAAAAAAUCCGAUUGUGUCUCGCCAAAGCGCGUGUUGGAUGCCAUAAAGCGUCCUUUUGUAAAUAACGUGGUUUUUCUAAAGAAACUUUUUCUAAAACGCAGUGAGGCGGAAGUGCGGGUGUUGGUAGAGGCAGGGAAAAUCAGUGUUGCCAUGUUGAUUGCUUUGUUGUUUUUUUAUUAUGUACAGCCGGAAUUAUUAUUGUUGUCAGGGCCAACAAUUAUUGCGUUUCUAUCGGGUGUAAAUCCGGUGCAUGCGGUGCAAGGAUCUUUGGCGCGAUUGACAGGGACGUUAUUUGGUUCUGUGGUUGGUUUUUUUGCAGCUUCAUUGUGCAAAACGAAGGUGGAUUUUAUCAUUAGCCUGUGCGUGAUCACAGCCGUUUUGACAUUCUUCCGGACUGGACAAAAGUUUGGACUUGUCUGCAUGUACGCCAAUUUUAUUGCCAUACCGAGUUUGUCGAUUGAUUCCCAAACGAAGACCGGCAAUGUAGUCAGUCGCAUUCAACAAAACUCAUUUGCCAUUAUGAUUUACUGCCUGAUUGCGGUCCUUGUCUUUCCGAUUAGCCCUGGGAAACUGCUGAUGAAGAAACGUAUGCGGAUCCUGCAGACAAUUGCUGAUAUUAUGGCUAACAUGAUGGAUUUUUAUCGGGAGCCCCUGCAUAAUGAGCCCUUAAGAUUUGACAGCCAAGAUGGGGAGUUCUUACAAGUUAGCAAGGCCUUUGCCGCCCCUCACAUUGACGGACACGGGGGAGGGGAAAGUACGUCAGGGAAAUCUGGGAACAGGUUGAAGCCGGCGGGGAUUGUGCCGACGUUCAUCAUGAUGCCGGAGCGGGACUUUCGUAUCUCCAAUCUGUUUGAUAAGGUGUGGUAUCUGCGACGGGAGAUGGCACAAACCGCGACCAUCAUGCCAUUUGCAGCGGAUGAACGGGGUAUUAAACCGUUUAUAUAUCCACAGAAGGCCUGUGAGGCGGUUCACACUGCUCUUUAUCGUAUUUUCGCUCUUGUAUAUACAAUGGUAUGCAGCUGGAGACUGAUGCGAGACAAGGGAUACUUUACACCGGAGGUACGUCGUAUUUUACUUUACUUGUACCCUGUCGCCAAUGACAUAAAACACAGUCUGCAGCGCUUCGUGAAUCUCUUGAGUUUCUACGUGGCACAUCCCUCCUCCUCGCUGGGGUCGGAGCUGACAAAAUGUCUCUUGCAGUUCCGUGCUCUUGUGAGUGAGUUAUCCGUAAGAAAACACCGUGCCAUUUUGGCAAUCAUCAGAGAGGCGGUAAGGAAGCAACGACGGCGUGAAGGUGAGGCACAACACAUGCGUUUUUACGGAAACGAUGGGCCUGAUAACGGCGGCAGAAACGAAUUCGGCGCAACUAUCUCUUCGACGACCGUGGAAGGAACCGGCAAUGCGACAAUCGCCUGGGAGCGGCAUCGACGUUUGCGGAACGGGGAUGCGCCGGAGACGAUCCGGGGUGAAGACACUUCAUCGCAGCUUACGGACCGCGAUGUGGACGGAGCGGUGGCGGACGCGGGGAACGAGGCAACGUCAGAUUUGCGCAAUGCACCAAAUGAGCCAGUGACGGCUACGAGAGCGACGAGCGGCAAUUGUCGUUUACCGAUUCCGGGGGAGAAAGAAAGGACGGGAGAAAAUGGCACGGCCGAUACUCUCUCACAAACACAACGACAACAACAACAACAACAGCAGCAGCAGCAGGGGCAGCACCACAGUCCCAUUGAGAAUGUUUCUUUGCGCUUUCCUAGCUUGUCUACGUUAUUGGAUACCGACGUUUCAGAGGGCAACGAAGAUCUUCCUUUCCAGGGCUCUGUGCACUUCUCCGAGAGUUUUACAAUGCCCAUCACGGUGUCUGACGCAGAAGGACUUCAUUCCAUUACACUCGCUUUAGAUAUGAUGGGGAAGGAACUAAAAAACGCCCUUCUUGCCUUUGAGGACAUGGUGCAGGCGAAAAACUAUUGA
This is a messenger RNA of Trypanosoma cruzi, 3648 nucleotides long. RefSeq lists its product as uncharacterized. Bases 1 to 3648 code for a protein of 1215 amino acids. Gene Ontology annotation, molecular function: transmembrane transporter activity. NCBI's taxonomy places the organism in Eukaryota, Euglenozoa, Kinetoplastea, Trypanosomatida, Trypanosomatidae. Gene Ontology annotation, cellular component: plasma membrane. The transcript has a single exon. Gene Ontology annotation, biological process: transmembrane transport. The record is from RefSeq and is a predicted model, not a curated record.